AUGCCCAUGAGAAAUUUCACCAACAAGAGCAAGUCUGAAGGGCAGAAAAAAUUGGAGAUCGCUGCAGGAGUUCCGACUCCCAAGAGCCAAGCCUCGAGGGACUUUGUUCGGUCAUUACUCCCGAAGACACAGCAGGCGCCGUUUCAGCCGCGGCAGAUGGACACGAGGCAUCGGAGGCACAGCAUCGGCAUCGAUUACGGCUGA
Molecule: messenger RNA, 204 nt
Organism: Colletotrichum spaethianum
Lineage: Eukaryota; Fungi; Ascomycota; Sordariomycetes; Glomerellales; Glomerellaceae
Exons: 1
Coding region: 1-204 (67 amino acids)
Source: RefSeq, a predicted model, not a curated record